Messenger RNA from Phytophthora nicotianae INRA-310, 1480 nucleotides. RefSeq lists its product as hypothetical. The record is from RefSeq and is a predicted model, not a curated record. The transcript has a single exon. Lineage: Eukaryota; Oomycota; Peronosporomycetes; Peronosporales; Peronosporaceae. The coding region runs from base 21 to 1328 and encodes 435 amino acids.
UUCACCACCACGUACAAAGAAUGUCAACCGACCUCGAGUUUCUCCAGCAAGUGACUGCGUUCCUCGAAGAGGAGGCUCUUUUCACACCUCGCAAGUCCUUCGGCAGCAAUCAAUAUGCUGGUGAAUCACCUCCCACCUGGCUGGCUGUCUCUCCUGUUAACAGUGACGCCUCUUUGUUGCGAGGGCAUGAAGUCGAGGGUCAUCUGAGCAAAACGAGUGACGGUGACAAACCACGAGCCAAGAAGAGCAAAGUGUGCCAUGAAACCGACCGACGCCACAAGUAUCGUCAACGACUAAAAGACGAGCGCGACCAGCUGAAUCACACGGUGAACGUGCUCUCGAAGCAAUUACAAGAGCUCAUCGAAGCUAAGCAAGGGACGAAGACCACCGCGCGGACGGAUUUAGUGCUCUCGAAAUCGUUCUGGAGGAAAGUGGCAACGCAACAACGCGAGCAACGCUAUCUAGUAGAAGCAGAACACAAGAGGCUCUCGGACAUCGUCAAUUCCCAAGAUGCGUACAUCGAGAAAAUGAUGAUCGCACUUCGAAAGGGAUUCUUAAAUAUUUCGCUAACUGGUGAGAUUAAAGCUGCUGAUAUGCAUGAUCAGAUCGACGACCUCAAGUGGCUACAUCUGAAGUCGUCUGAUGCUAUGCUGUAUGAAGUCUAUCUUCGGGAGGUGAAUGAAAGCUACGCUCGAGUCGACAGUGUAUUAAACGAAUGUGACGUCGACUCGGUGCCUGUGGGGACAGUCAGUUACAUCCAUCGCCACAAUCCAGACGGAGACGUAGACUACGUUCAGUACGUGAAUAAGUUUAUGUAUCCAUUCGACUUCGAGCGCACGUGCAAUGGCAUGUGGGAGGUCUCCAAGCUGCCACAUCGACAAAUCGACCGUGAAGUGUACGAGGAUUUAUCGGACGCUGGCAACACUGUGGCCUUUAAGUUCCGAGUGAAGAAGACACUGGCCGACGGAUCCACUGUAUCUGUGUUGAAACGUGUGUUGUCGAGGCGAUUUCGCGAUAACAACCAAGUGGUGAUCAUUUGGAAGAUCUUUUCAGAGGGCGAAGGAAUCUUCAGUGGGAUGGACGUCAACGAGACGACGUGGGGCCGAAUGCGCCCCUAUCUGGAAGGAUCAAGCUGUGGAGUGUUGGUAGAGUCCUGUACACGACAGACUCCCGGGCCGUAUAUAACAGAAAACGCCGAUGACUGGGCAGGUAGAACGUUUCGGGCUAUAAUGCAGGAAGCAGUGGUAGAGGAUACACAAGAGUUCGUCCGAGCGUUAGGCGAACUUUUACGAAACGAUGCCUCACCGAGUAUCGAAUUUGAAACUUGAUCCAUUCAAAAGACCAACACUAACGUAAAUCCGCCCAAGAUUAUCGACCUUGGUAAGUAAAUAUUUGUUUUUGUUUCCAACCUGAGAUUCUAUAGAAAAUGAAUGGAAUGACUGACGUAGAAUCACGUUGCACUGAGAAGUGCGUCACUUGA